CUUUUGAAGAGGCCCUACGAUUUGAUCGUCUUCAACACCGCGACCUGCUCAAGAACCUCGAUCUCACCUCUCUCAAGCCCGCUUCAAGUCUACAACUCGCCCUUCGGCCUCACUUACAAUCCACGGUCGCAAACAUGGCGAGCCCAGCAAACCUCCCCUCUAUCUUCAACCCUACGUCGCAGGACGUUGAGAUGCUCCUGGCGGCUCAAUGUCACUUGGGAUCCAAGAACUUGCAGGUUCACAUGGAGCCAUACCUGUGGAAGACUCGUCCCGAUGGCAUCAAUGUCAUCAACAUCUCCAAGACCUGGGAGAAGAUUGUCCUCGCGGCCCGUAUCAUUGUCGCCAUUGACAACCCAGCCGACAUCUGUGUCAUCUCUGCCCGUCCGUACGGCCAGCGUGCAGUUCUCAAGUUCGCCUCGCACACCGGAGCCGUCGCCAUUGCCGGUCGAUUCACCCCGGGUAACUUCACCAACUACAUCACCCGCUCGUUCAAGGAGCCGCGUCUGAUCAUCGUGACCGACCCCCGCACCGAUGCUCAAGCCAUCAAGGAAGCUUCCUACGUCAACAUCCCCGUCAUUGCUCUGUGCGACACCGAUUCCCCGACCGAGUUUGUCGAUGUUGCCAUCCCGACCAACAACAAGGGUCGUCAUGCCAUUGGUCUGAUUUGGUGGAUGUUGGCUCGUGAGGUCCUGCGUCUGCGAGGCACCCUUGCCAACCGCGAGAUUGACUGGGACGUCGUCGUCGAUCUCUACUUCUACCGCGACCCUGAGGCCGAGGAGCAAAAGGAGGAGGAGAAGCUGCCAGGUGCCGAUGAGGCUGGCCCUGGUGCCGUUGACCGCGGUUUCACUGACAACGCCGACUGGGCUGGCGAGUCUGGCACUGCCCCAGGCAUUGAGGGUGCUCCUCAAGCCGAUGCCACCUGGAACGACCCGGGCACUGGUGGUGACUGGGCUCAAGAGGCUACCGCUACCGCUGCCGCUGCUGCCCCUGCACCCGCCGCCGGCUGGUAAAAAGAGAAAUCGCUGGAAUGCACUGCUCUGAGCUAAAGAGUAAUGACUUUUUGAGAGUAGUUGGCUCCUCUACGUGGUGGUGACGGGAAAUGUGGUCUCUUUGACCUCUUUUUCAGCAUAGCAUGCUACUCCAAAAAGUCAAGCAGUCCAAAAAGAAAAAAAAAUCUCAAGAAAAGCCACAAACCUCCAACUACCACUCACUACCCCUCUUGCGAUUUUCAUCCGAAUACCCCCGUUCACAUGGUCAAAAGUCAAAUGGCACUCAUGAGGGAAAGAUACUCGACUGGGAUUCACCGGUUGAGGGAAAGCCCUGUGCUAGAGGCGAAGGGAUGUACUUGAUCGUUGCCCGGCCAUGGGAAUGUGUCUUUGAAUAGUGCGUGAAAUGAGCUUCAUGAAGCAUCAGUGGGACGAGGUCGAGAUAGAGAAAAUGAAAGACACCCCGAAGUCCACAUCGACCUGCCCUUCGCACUCAGAUCCGUAUCUUUUAGGUUCCAUUGCCAUGAGUAAUGUAGUUGUAGGAGAUCGAAGAGCGAGUGAUACAUAACCAUUGAACGCAGUUCUCUGGCUGGGAAUGGUGAUCACAAAAGACCGAUUGUGCACCCUACUCCCUAGCUAACGAAUUCGCAAACCUGUCUCUGCUCUCUUAUGUAUCGUACACUCAUGGCCUGAUGUUUAUUUCCAGCUGUCACAAGCCUAACUCAUUCG
Exophiala dermatitidis NIH/UT8656 is the source of this 1715-nucleotide messenger RNA. RefSeq names its product 40S ribosomal protein S0. The transcript has 2 exons. Bases 135 to 1010 code for a protein of 291 amino acids. Gene Ontology annotation, biological process: cytoplasmic translation; ribosomal small subunit assembly. The record is from RefSeq and is a predicted model, not a curated record. Gene Ontology annotation, molecular function: structural constituent of ribosome. NCBI's taxonomy places the organism in Eukaryota, Fungi, Ascomycota, Eurotiomycetes, Chaetothyriales, Herpotrichiellaceae. Gene Ontology annotation, cellular component: ribosome; cytosolic small ribosomal subunit; 90S preribosome.